AUGGUAUCUUUGCAUCUUUUACGUCAUCAAAUUACGUCAUAUUCCUUCCAUGUUCUUUGGAAAUCCACGCGAUCGGAACCGAAUCAAGAUGUUUUCGGCAUUAUUUGACACCGUUAAACGCAACCAUUUUUCAAGCCCGUUCAUCACGACGGCGCGAUGUGAAGGUGAUGGUGCCCCGACACUUCCAUCGGAAAAUUUAUCACAAAAUCUACCAACCACAAUAACGACGCCGAAGCUUGCAAGUGUAGACGAAGAGACCAGCUGCGAGUUUGGAACGGCCAAGUACUAUGCAAUAUGCGGGUUCGGUGGUAUCCUCAGUUGUGGGAUAACCCACACAGCUGUUGUACCUCUAGAUCUUGUCAAAUGCCGUAUCCAGGUCGACCCAGUGAAAUACGUAGGCAUCUUCAAUGGCUUCAAAGUAACAGUGAGAGAGGAGGGUGUCCGGGCACUGGCCAAGGGCUGGGCCCCGACCGCCAUCGGCUACUCCAUGCAGGGCCUCUGCAAGUUUGGUUUCUAUGAGGUGUUCAAGGCACUCUACAGCAAGCUCCUAGGAGAAGAGAAGACUUACCUGUACCGGACAUCGCUGUACCUGGCUGCCUCGGCUAGCGCCGAGUUCUUUGCCGACAUCGCACUUGCACCCAUGGAGGCCGUCAAGGUGCGGGUCCAGACGCAGCCGGGCUUUGCGUCCACCCUGAGGGAGGGUGUCCCCAAGCUGUGGGCCAUGGAAGGCAUCAGAGGCUUCUACAAGGGUCUGCCCCCUCUUUGGCUGCGGCAGAUCCCCUACACCAUGAUGAAGUUUGCCUGCUUUGAGCGGACCGUUGAGUUCUUGUACAAGUAUGUGGUGCCCAAGCCGCGCUCGGAGUGUUCUAAGCCCGAACAGCUAGUCAUCACCUUCCUGGCUGGCUACAUCGCUGGUGUCUUCUGCGCUGUUGUCUCUCACCCUGCCGACACCGUGGUGUCCAAGUUGAACCAGGACAAAGGCAGCACACCCCUGGAUGCCGCCAGAAAACUUGGCAUGGCUGGCUUGUGGAAAGGUCUGUUCCCUCGUAUCAUCAUGAUCGGUACCCUGACCGCCUUGCAGUGGUUCAUCUACGACUCUGUCAAGGUGUACUUCAAGCUGCCCCGCCCACCACCACCCGAGAUGCCCGAGAGUCUCAAGAGGAAGCUGGCCGCCAAGGAGGGCAACUAAAACCAGAACGACACGUCUGGCCAGAUUGGGGGGGGGGAAAUACUGGCAAAUAAAGACAACAGAUCAGAAACGUAAUGAAAUUAGAAAUCAUAGUCAAAUAGUUUGAGCCACAGUCAAAUAAUCCACUGGGGUUAGUCACUUCAACAAAGUUGGAACAAAGUAAAAUUAGAAAUGUGGCGUUUGUGACCGCUGAUAAUAAUCUGCAGCAGUCGGCCUUGACAGGUGUUCUAGUUUAAGGGAUCAUUCAAAAACAAAACUGCAUGUUAACUGGUACAUUUUUUCACAACUUUCAUGACCUCACAACAGCUUUAGAAAACAAGAUUGUUCAAGAAGUUUUUCACUGAACUGACGAGCAUUUCUCCUCGUAGUUUAAUGAUUUCAUCUGAAUUCUUUGUUCCAUAUUCCAGUGUGACUCAUUGAAUUGAGUUUCUAAUCGGCAUUGGUGUGUGAGAUUUUUAGGCUUCCCCAAGAAAAGGUUCCGAUUUUCCAUGAUUAAUAUAAUUCACAAAAACAGGCCACCUUCUUGGUCAGUAGCUGUUACUCAUUUCCGUAAUACUCGCGUGCCUCGUGUAUGGUAUUUUACAUUGAUUUUAUGUUUGUUGUAUGUAUUGUGAUGUGAACCAUUUCAAAUAUGUCGUAUUUCCCAGACUUUAUUUCAAUUUUCCCCCUAGAAAUUCAGUUGUACAGUUCAUCACCUUCAACCCAGUCUCCAGCCUUGGUCUGCUAGGAAAAGAUGAUUUAUGUUCAUUUCAUUUGAAACUGUCAUGGUUUGUGGUUCUUUCCUUGGUUUUUAAGGUGUGUUGUGUUUUCCUGUCUCUUUUGCGUACACAUUCAAUUCAUUUGGAGGUUAUUAAAAGAACUUUCUGAGUGGUCAGCGUAAGUGCUGUAGACAGCAUGAGUAAACUUUGAAGAAUUCAUAAAUGCGAAAAGUGGAAGGGACGAUUGCGUGUGUGUUUUGGGCAUAGUUUUUGUUAAGUGGGUAGAACACACCAAAGGCUGGUUCACAUUUCAAGGAAUUCACGCAUUUCAUGCUGGAGUAGAAAUGUACUCAAUUUUUGCAAAGUUGAACAUUUUUAUCUGCAGUUGACCACUGUUGGCAUCACACAUUUUUGUGAAGUCUGAAUAUAACUUCCAUCUUUUUCCGUUCCUCCACAUUUUAAAUACAUGUACCUCACCCGAUACUAACUUAUAGUAACACUCUAAGAACGGCAAGCCAUCGAUACAGUCAUUUGCUGAGGAUAGUGAAAUAUUUUUAAUACAGUAAUUGCCGUGUUUGUGACUGUAAUUGACUAUUUUAUUGUAAUAUUUAUGGUGUAAAGAGCUUGCGUUGUAGAAUAAUGUGCUGGAGAUGCGUGAACUUUUUGCAACCACUUGACCCGUUUUCCCUAUCCGAAAAAGGUUGAAUACGGACAAAACGUCACUACAAAAAUGUGUUUGAUAUUAGGAUCUGCGGAAUUACAACUGAAUAAACAGGAAUUGAGUUUGAAAUAGA
This is a messenger RNA of Acanthaster planci (crown-of-thorns starfish), 2681 nucleotides long. RefSeq names its product solute carrier family 25 member 3 (gene slc25a3). Gene Ontology annotation, biological process: mitochondrial phosphate ion transmembrane transport. The record is from RefSeq and is a predicted model, not a curated record. Gene Ontology annotation, molecular function: phosphate transmembrane transporter activity. Gene Ontology annotation, cellular component: mitochondrial inner membrane. Lineage: Eukaryota; Metazoa; Echinodermata; Asteroidea; Valvatida; Acanthasteridae.